This is a messenger RNA of Lytechinus variegatus (green sea urchin), 954 nucleotides long. RefSeq names its product Golgi-associated PDZ and coiled-coil motif-containing protein-like. The transcript has 3 exons. Gene Ontology annotation, biological process: negative regulation of protein localization to cell surface. The coding region runs from base 303 to 851 and encodes 182 amino acids. Gene Ontology annotation, cellular component: trans-Golgi network transport vesicle; membrane; Golgi apparatus. Gene Ontology annotation, molecular function: transmembrane transporter binding. The record is from RefSeq and is a predicted model, not a curated record. Lineage: Eukaryota; Metazoa; Echinodermata; Echinoidea; Temnopleuroida; Toxopneustidae.
AAAUUGUCAGGCCUUUUUUUAUUUAUUUAUUUUUAUGUGUGUGAAAUCAAGGAUUGUCAAAUAAUUUUGAAACACCGCCCUCUUCCAUUUCAGAAAAAUACAGUUUUGCUGAAGUGUGUACGUGUUUACGUGUUCGCUCUGUAUCUGCUGCUGGGGCAUCCAGUGUAUCGGCGUAGUAGGCCUAGUCAUCCCCUGGAGUUCCGGCGAGAAACUGCCUACGUGUCUGCUGUGCGUGAAAACUCAGCCAAGCAGGAGCAGAUCAAUUUUCAAUUUCCAUUUGGUUUGCCACCGGAAGAAUCAUCAUGGCGGCUCUUCACUGGCUGGAUCUCCUUGAAAAGGAAUUCGACAAGGCAUUUGUAGACCUGGAUUUGGUGUUAGGAGAAAUAGAUCCCGAGCAGUGUGAUCUGACUUACGAAGGAAGGGCCAAAAUGACGGCACUCAGCUCGGCAUUUGCUCAGCUGUGCCACAAAGCACAGACAAUAUUUCAAAAUAAUGCUAAAUUGGAGGCACAUAUUUUGAAUAUGAGAGCAGACCUGUGUGACUCCAAAGCAAGCAAAGUGAUAAUGGAGAAGGAAUUACACAAUCAACUUCUUCAACUCCAUGCAGUGCAGCUCCAGCUUCAUUCCAACCUUGGACAGAAUGUUGACUCGGAGGCGAUCAAGAAGAAAUUGGAAGGUGAGAUGGAGACCUUCAAGGCAGACUCCUUCAAGCAGGUCAGAUUAGAAGCCGAGCUCGAUGUCAUGAGGAAGGAGAACGCCGAGCUCCGUCAGCAUAUCCUUGGUCUCCAGGGGGAGGUGUAUGGAGCCAGGCUGGCAGCCAAGUACCUGGAUAAGGAGCUAGCUGGCAGGUGAGUGCAUGUACAUCUUUCAUUGCAUAUUUGUAUUAUUAAAAACCAUUGACAACGAAAUGCUUUAAGUCCCAUCUUGGCAUUGUCCAAUGGAUCUAUACACAAUC